Molecule: messenger RNA, 705 nt
Organism: Parathielavia appendiculata
Lineage: Eukaryota; Fungi; Ascomycota; Sordariomycetes; Sordariales; Chaetomiaceae
Exons: 1
Coding region: 1-705 (234 amino acids)
Source: RefSeq, a predicted model, not a curated record
AUGGCACAGCCGGCAGGGCAGACACUUCCCGCGCCGUUCCCAGUCGAGAUGCCGCCAAUACAGGCACGACAACAUAUGAACAUAGCCAGCCUCCGCAGACUUCCCGAGGUGCCCGACAUGGACAUGGUCGAUGUUAACCGCAUCCUCAAAAGCUACACCUCGAUUCCCCGUGGCGAGUGCAACAAAGCCGAGGGCGCCUUCAAAACUACCCGGUUCCGGCACUGGCUCACCACCCCAACAUCGCGAGAACUACUCGUGCUCCGGGAGUUCCACAGUCCCAGCAUGCACACUAUCACCGCCUUCUCGCUAAUGUGCGCCACCCUUGCACAGGCCAUGCGUGCACAACAGAGCCAGUACAUCUCGCUCGUCCUUUUCUGCGGCAGCCACGUUGGUGAUUAUGGUGACGACGACGACGAUCAGACGAUGAAAGGGGAGGGUGAUCGAAAGAGGAACAAGCCAGCUGUAGGCCGACGUGCCAUAGCACGCAGCUUCAUCGCUCAACUCCUCCGGCAACACCCGUUUGACACAGUCCUGGCACGCGAGGAACACAAUCUCUCGGACGGAAACGCCUGGUACUGUGACCAGACCAGGCAGGGCAACAUGCGCCAACUCUGCGUCCCUGCUGGAGUUGCUCAUCCGGCGGCUACCACCGCACGCGGUGGUCGUUUGUAUCAUCGACGGCAUCUCGCACUACGAGAUGGAUGA